AAAGGAGCAUUGGAAACUGCUGGGCAAUUUGAAGACCACCGUCGAGGGAUUAGUGUCCAGCAACAACCCAAACGUCUGGUCUAAGUAUGGCGGCUUGGAGCGGCUGUGCAGGGAUAUGCACAGCAUCCUCUAUCACGGGCUCAUCCACGAUAAGGUGUACUGCAGGCAGAAGGAUUACUGGCAGUUUGUGAAAGACAUCCGCCGGCUGAGCCCGCAUUCUGCUCAUCACGUGGAGAAAUUCAUCAGCCUGCACGAGAAUGGCCAGCCAAGCGCAGAUGGUGUAGGUGAUCAAGCCAUAGCAGAGCUGUGGCUACAGCACAGUCUGCAGUUCCACUGCCUCUCCGCACAGCUGAAGCCGCUGCUUGAGAACAGACAGUACAUCAGGAAAUUCUACUCAGACGCUGCCUUCCUGCUCAGUGAUGCCCAUGUGACAGCCAUGUUACAGUGCCUGGAGGCUGUGGAGCAGAACAACCCCAGACUUCUGGCUCAGAUUGACACGUCCAUGUUUCUCAGAAGGAGUGAGGCCCCAUUGCCUGUGACGAAGAGUCAAAGCCUGACGGCCCUCCCUGGUUCUGUAUAUAUCCCUCCUAUGGACUAUACACACCACAGGUACUUCGGAUCCUUCUCCAGUCUGCACCAACCAGCCUCCACCAGCAUGUCAGACAGGAGACCAGCAAGCUCCUCCGUGUGCAGCAGCACGAGCCAGCCUCUGGAAAAUGCCCUGUACAACGUACCCCUCUUGCUGCCUGAGGACAGAUCCCCUCUGGGCCAACCUGGCCUCCCGCGGCUCAGUGUUACCUCCCCCAGAGACUCCUUCUCUUCAGUCAGCGAGAUGAGCACCAGCACCGUGACCAGCCAGAGCGAGGACCUCUGGGCGGGUAGCCAGGAUGACACCCAGAGCGACGCCAAUGACGGGCCGGAGUAUCUGGCCAUUGGGAACCUGGGGCGGCGCGGCCGGGCCUGUAGCAGCCAGAGCAGCGCCAGCAGUAGCACCACCAACAGCAACAAGAGCAGCAGUUCCAACCUGUUCUCAUCCAGCAGCUCCCAGAAGCCGGAGUCCAUCUCCUCCUUGGAGGACCAGGGUGCGAGCGGCGGGAGCAGGGGGAUGAGCCUCUUGCGCAGGUCCAGCUUUUCGGAGGGGCAGGCAUCAACCCCCCAAGGGAUCCUCAAGAGAAGCCAUGCACGCUCGCACUCCGAUACCAACGUGGCCUCUGGGAAAACUCCCGAAUCCCAGAGUGACGCCUCGAGGGUGCCGAGUCAUGUGUCCGGCUCCACCCAGAGCAGCGAAGUGAGCACGCCCAGCUCCCUCUACAUGGAGUACGAUGCUGGCCAGUACCUGAGUUCGGGGGAAGGGAUGUUCCGAAGACCCUCGGAAGGACAGUCCCUGAUCAGUUACCUGUCUGAGCAGGACUUCGGCAGCUGUGCAGACCUGGAGAAGGAAAAUGCUCACUUCAGCAUCUCUGAGUCGCUGAUCGCCGCCAUCGAGCUGAUGAAAUGCAACGUGAUGAACCGGCGGCUGGAGGAGGAGGAAGAGGAGAGUGACAAGGAGAUCCAGGAGCUCAAGCAGAAGAUUCGCAUCCGGCGCCAGCAGAUCCGCACCAAACACGUGCUCCCUGCCUACCGGGAAGUGGGCUCCGACAGCUUCGUGGCUACAGACAGUGAGUCCCAGUUCAGCUCCCGUGACUCCAUGUGGCUGUCUGACUCGGGCUCAGCAGAGGACGUGGAGGAAUACGAGAUAAGAGAUGGUAACGAUGGAUCUAACCUGAUUCAAAUGUCCAAGAACGGCCUGUCAGUGUCAAUGGCUUCCUUGUUUUCAGAUGCGGACAUCAAGCGGGAUGCAGCGUCUAGCAGGAAGUCUUUCCUCUCCUCGGAAUCCAUAUCCCACUCCUUCCUCCAUUCGAACUCAGCAGAGGCCGUGGCCAUGGGCCUGCUGAAGCAGUUUGAAGGGAUGCAGCUCCCAGCCGCUUCUGAACUGGACUGGCUAGUCCCAGAGCAGGAUGCCCCCCAGAAGCUCCUGCCAAUUCCGGACUCUCUGCCCAUCUCACCCGACGACGGAGAGCAUGCCGACAUCUACAAGCUCCGAAUCCGGGUCCGCGGGAACCUGGAAUGGGCUCCCCCCCGGCCGCAAAUCAUCUUCAACAUUCACCCAGCCCCAACGAGGAAGGUGGCUGUAGCCAAGCAGAAUUACCGGUGCGCAGGCUGCGGCAUCCGGACAGACCCCGAUUACAUCAAACGGCUGCGGUACUGCGAGUAUCUGGGCAAGUACUUCUGCCAGUGCUGCCACGAGAACACCCAGAUGGUCAUUCCCAGCCGCAUCCUGCGUAAGUGGGACUUCAGCAAGUACUACGUCAGCAACUUCUCCAGGGACCUGCUGAGCAAGAUCUGGAGCGACCCGCUCUUCAGCGUGCAGGACCUCAACGCCGCUCUGUACCGGAAGGUGAAGGCUCUGAAUCAAGUCAGGCUGUUGAGAAUCCAGCUGUUUCGCUUGAAGAACAUGUUUAAGACCUGCCGACUAGCUAAAGAGCUCCUGGAUUCCUUCGACACGGUGCCAGGUCAUUUGACGGAGGAUCUCCACCUCUACUCCUUAAAUGACCUGAAUGCCACUAAGAAGGGGGAGCUAGUUCCCCGCCUGACGGAGCUCAUAAAGGCAGGUACCCUGCACGUUGAGAGAUGCAUGCUGUGCCAAGCCAAAGGCUUCAUCUGUGAGUUCUGUCAAAAGGAGGAGGACAUCAUCUUCCCCUUCGAACUGAACAAGUGCAGGACGUGUGAAGAGUGCAAGGCCUGCUACCACAAAUCCUGCUUCAAAUCGGGCUGCUGCCCCCGGUGUGAGCGCCUGCACGCCAGGAGAGAGCUGCUGGCCAAGCAGAGCAUGGAGUCCUACAUCUCGGACUACGAGGAGGAGGAGCCGCCAGAGGCAGUGGCCGCGACAUGAGUGUGGUGGCGGAGGGCGAAGUGGAGACCAGCGGAUGUAUUUGCGUGCGUGGCCUUCGUCACCAGAGACUAAACUAAGGACUAACCUGACUCUUUCACAAUAAAGGAGCCCGUGGGAGGGCUGAAUUGUGGGAGAUCUCGGAGCAGCUGGCCCUCACGCGCUGACGGGAUCGGCUUGGUUUGCUUCAAGAGAGCCGGUUUCUUUGCUCUCUACACGAUGGUGUUGGGGACGGUGGACUCCGGACGCUAGUUCUUGCAGUUGUGAUCCUGCAGAGGUGGACACACUGCUGCCUUCGUACAGGGUCCGGUGGCGAAUCCUGUCUGUGCCACACUCCGAGCGCAAUGAGCGUUUGUAUGCCAGUGUGCUCCCCUGGCCCCUUAGGGAGGAGCUCAGCCAGACGCUGGCUUAGCCAGGUUCUUGAGGAGCUUCCACCAGUUAGGAGGUGAAAGCUCCUGUCUAGCUCAGCUCUCCACGGGGGAGUACCUGGAGUCCUGCCGCUGCCUAGGCUGGCUGCCUUGGGGCAAAAGAGAAGGGGCUUUUGCCAAGUCCUCUGCCUAUAACACGCCAUAUCCUUUGCCGCUGACGUGACCUUUUUAACUGUCCCUUAUUCAGAACUGAUAUGACUUGAUUUGGGGGUGGGGGGGAAGAAGCAGCAGCAAACAGCGCCUUGUCCUCUGCCUGGCGGGAGCCGUCACGAACUGUGGAUACCUGCUGGGCUGGUAGAUCAGGCUAGUGCACGCGGACUGUAUGGGACAAAGGAGUUGAUCUGAUUUUCCCUUCGACCCGGCCCUGCUUUAGCUGCCUGCAGGCUGGGGGAGAGAUCUGUGCCAGUCGCUGUCGGGAGCAGCCCCCGUCUCUGCUAUUGAUGUUCGGUUCCUCAGACUGUGCCUGGUGCUGACGGAGCUCCCACCUGCUGAGUGAAGGGCUGGGCUUGUCGGCCCAGAGGCGUGACCGCCACCUUUCCCACAGCGCUAGGUGCCGGGAGAUCGCCCUGUGCGAUGCUCUGGCGCUGGCAGCAGGUGAACAAGGGGCUUCCGCUCUCUGGGCCGGAAGGCGGGGAGGCCACAGACAAUGAGGAAGCUGCAUGCCCAGCGCGGGGAGAGGAAACGCCUUAGCUGAGCCGGAGGAAGCAGCUGGCCUGAAGCCGGCUUCUCUCUGCUGACCUUGCAGGAGAUGAGCUGCCGAGUGCUGCUGUUACCCUGGGCUGGGGGCAGUGUUCACCCAGGUCUGUCUGCCGGGGCGGGGGGGCUGGGCAGUUACUCUUAUAUCCAGGAGCAAGGAUCAGUUUGAACACAGCCAGAGCUCAAUGCCGGGGUGCCAGGCGGAGUGGGGGCUCCUGCACCAGGCCCAUUGCUGGGCACUCAGGUGACUCCACGUGACACUCACCCCCACUAUUUCGGAGCUUGAUGAAGCCACGGUCAGUCUCAGUGGAGCCUUUCUCCCAUCCAUGCUGCACCCUCGGUGUAAUGUGUCCUCCCUGCAGUGGAUUCUGGCCAGGCCCGUUCCAGACCUUGGUGUUGGUGUGUCGGGCCUGCCAGUUUGUGCUGGGCUCCCCUGAUGCUGUGUGGCCCCAGGCUGUUCUGUGACUUGCACCUUUCACCUCCUGCUAGCAGAACGCUCAGGGAGGCAGACAGAGCAGGAGCUGAGCAGGCCCCACGCUUCAGCCAGCUCCCUUGGCUUUGAGAUGAGAGCUGCACUUCUCAUCCCCCUGGAUCGGGUGCCCGUUGGAGUGACUGAGUAAUGAGCGUGUCUAGCAGGACCGCCAAUAACCUGGUAAAGGAGCCGCCCCCGAGCGCACUGGGUAGAGCUGGCCUUGUGAUGCGGAGCGCCAUGUAGUCAGGAGAUUAGCCCGGUCCAGAACUUCUCCCCAGGACCCCACGCUCCUCAGUCACUGCCUAAACCACUUUGCCCUGCUGAGCCAUGUGUUUGUGUGGAGGGAUGUGGUCGUCCACAGUGCCCACUGGCUGCCCCCGGCCCAGCGUUCCUCAGAUCUGGUAUCAGAUCAGUCCCCAGAGCAGGGGUAAAGCUGUUUAUUUGCCAUCCGGAGCCCCCCCCAGAGAGCCAGUGCCCCAGGCCAGCUCCUCUUCUCAGUGUAUCCCCUCAGUUGGGCUGAUCUUUGUGUGUGUGUAUAUAGUGUUGUUUUAAGUUGAUCUCUUUUAAAGGCAAUUGCUCCUGUCUUUUUAAUGAGCUGCUCUCGUUUGAGUCGGUCACUUAGGGCCAGAUUUUAAAGCUAUUUAGGUGCCUAACUCGCGUUGAUUUCAAUGGGAGCACGACACCCCACAUCUUUAAAAAUCUGGCCCUUCGUGUCCAUCGCCAGCAGUACGGGAGGCAUUUUCUGCCUGGCAUGGACAAAUUGCGCUCCUCCAGCAUGCUAGCUCCGUCUGGGGAAAGCUCCUGGGAGUGGAUGUCCUGACACCCAGCUGAGCCCGGGCAGAGUCCUGUGGCGUGGCACGGACGGGCAGCGUACUGGUAGUUGGUGGGAUUUGGGGGAGUGUCCAGAGUGUCUUCAAUAUGGAGCUGCAGCCUGUAGCAACUCCCCGUUGGGGUAUUCAGUGCUCCCUCGGGGCUGCACGCGGUGAGUGGACGUCUUUGCACGGUGGGGCUUGUGGUCUCUGCAGGUAGUGGCUGAUCUCGGCUCCGGUUUAUGGAAGAUGGGCGUGUCCCUCGGCACACGGGCACGUUUCCAGCGCGGCCGUUGGCUGGGCACUCCAUGUAGUCGUGUACGUCGAAAGGCGCGGUUUGACUCGUGUACGUGUGAGAGGUGGGGGGGUCGUGGGGGUGAUGGUGGCGGCUCUCCCUCAGCUCCUGCCCUGAUUGGUGGCUGGCACUUCAGGGCGGUGCUGGGGGGGGCUCUAGCCUCUCGUGGAUCUUGCCCCGUUCAUGCCAGUGGUGAAUCCCUGGGAGAGCUGCAGAGGCUGGGGCCGAAAUGAAACAGGCUGCAAGUGCCCUUGGAAGGAGGGAAGACGGCCGGGGCGGUCUGAGGGCCGGGGAAGGCUGGCUGCGUUUGGGCUCUGUCUCAGACAGGAUGCGCUCGAGGAAGCAGCCUCUCCCCGCCACGCGCCUGGCAGUUAUGUAGGUAGGUUGACUUCCUUGCAGCUGCCGUUUCCUCUCCUGCUGGAGGGCAGCAGACAAGAACCUGGGUGACUCUUCGUAAGCGGCAGCUCGGUGGGACCGCUGGUGUUUCUCCGGGGCAGAGUACUGGAAGGUGGGGGCUGAGGCUGAUGGUGGAACCAGGUUCAGAUCAGCUGUUCAGUGAGAGAUCUCCAUACUAAAUGUAUCUGGAAGCCAAGGAGCGACUGCUGAGGGUGUUACCCCACGGAGCAGGCAGCAAUGGUAGGUUAUUAUUCAGGGCAGGCCUGGGUUUUGGCAGGUGGUUUAACCGGGAACUGAGAGUGCAGGAGCUCCAGAGGUGGUAGAAUUCAAUGCAAAGCAGAGAGACGCUAGCAUUAAUAUCCCAUUUCUGCAUCAGAAGGGUGGUGGGAUCAAAGCCCAGGGCACCUGUAGCUCGCCCAGAACUGACCUGUUGCAUGUGCCUUAACUUGAGAACUGACAGUCAGGGUCUGCUUUGUGAGCUUGCUUUGACACCGCCCCAGCCAAGCUGUAUUCAGUCGAAAUGCCCCAGCCCAGAGGUGGCAGCAGCAGCGAUCAGCUACCCUCCUGUUCGUCACAUGCACGCCCCGUGUCACCUCCUAGCUUUCAGCCUAAUAACGCCGCUGUACUCCGCUGAUGGCCGGCAAGCUCCGGCUGGCUCCGAACAUUGCAUGUGCUGUGCCUGACGAAAGCCGAUCCCGUCCUACGAACUGCAGGACGAUUUUCACUUCUCCUACAGCUGUCAAAUCCCUCCUUAAGUGUCAGCCACGCCUGGUCUGAGACCUGGCACUACUGUCCAGACCCAUGGUGGUGUCUGACGGACCGAUUCCCUCCCAUGUGCCGGCUCUGACACAACACAACAGAACGUUCGAUGGGGUUUUGUUUUGAAGCACUUUAACAUGGUGGGGUGUUUCCAUGGUGGCUAAGCCUCUCAGCGGUUCCUAGAAGCACUGAUUAUAUUUCAAAAGACAGUGAGUGGAUUUGUGGGUUUUGUCCCCCUUCACGGUGGGACCGUUCUGGCUGAGACAGGAACCCCGCCUGGGAAUUCAAGACAGCGGAGGGUUUUAACGCAAAAUGAUGCACAACACUAAUGAAGCUGCUACUGACCCGUUUGCCAAGCUAUUACCGUACUUACCACUCUAAAUCAGUGUAACUGUAUGUGUACAAGCUCUUUGUAAAUAUAGAGAAGGGUCAUAUGAUACAAUGUACAUGAUAUUCAAUUGGAUUCCUCUCCACUGUAUUAUUGUACAGCAUAACAAUGAAAAUGCCGUCCCUAAUA
Messenger RNA from Terrapene triunguis (Three-toed box turtle), 7301 nucleotides. RefSeq names its product rubicon autophagy regulator (gene RUBCN). Gene Ontology annotation, molecular function: phosphatidylinositol phosphate binding. The transcript has 20 exons. Lineage: Eukaryota; Metazoa; Chordata; Testudines; Emydidae. The coding region runs from base 116 to 2932 and encodes 938 amino acids. The record is from RefSeq and is a predicted model, not a curated record. Gene Ontology annotation, biological process: negative regulation of endocytosis; negative regulation of autophagosome maturation. Gene Ontology annotation, cellular component: early endosome; late endosome.